Molecule: messenger RNA, 690 nt
Organism: Lachancea thermotolerans CBS 6340
Lineage: Eukaryota; Fungi; Ascomycota; Saccharomycetes; Saccharomycetales; Saccharomycetaceae
Gene: MRPS17
Product: mitochondrial 37S ribosomal protein uS17m
Exons: 1
Coding region: 1-690 (229 amino acids)
Biological process (GO): translation
Cellular component (GO): mitochondrion; ribosome
Molecular function (GO): structural constituent of ribosome
Source: RefSeq, a predicted model, not a curated record
AUGGCGCGUCAAAAUUUUGUGGGUCUAGUGGUCUCACAGGGUAAAAUGCAGAAGACCGUCAAGGUGCGUGUCGAGACAAAAGUCUUCAAUAAGAGAAUUAACAAGGAAUUGUUCCACAGAAAAGAUUAUUUAGUGCACGAUGAACAAGGGGUGUCGCGUGAAGGUGAUCUGGUGCGUAUAGAGGCAACUCGACCGCUUUCCCGUCGCAAGUUCUUUAGCGUUGCGGAGAUAUUGAAGAACAAAGGUCAGCAAUUCGCACUGUUUGAGUCGCAGGCAAAGACACAGGUGAUGCAGGAGGAAGCACAGAAGACUCGUGAUUUCUUGGAUAGACGUAGAGCGCAUGAAGCAGAUGAGAGCGUGCUUCUUGCUGAUGUGCGCACAAUUCAACAGGCUCUGGCACAAGGCCAAGAUGCUGAAGAGCUGUCCGAAAUCAAGGCUAGGUACGGAAUCGAGCAUUUUACACCAGACACUCUAAAGCAGCUGCUGCAAUUAGAUGUGUUGGCUCUAGAGCAGAGCGUGGUGGCGCAGAAAUCGAAGAUUGACACCGUGCAGGCACGAGUGAGUGAGCUUUUACAGAACGAACAGGACGGCGACCUGCUCUUGAGGCAGUACGGUGUUGAGGACCCACAAAUGUUGAAGAGUAAUAUUAAAAAAAACCUGCUUAGGAAGUAUGUUAUGCAGGAGCUGUAA